CCGAAGGACCCCGGAACACAUUUACCAGAUUAGUUGGAAGCGAUUGGAGCGGGAUGUGUUUUUAUCUCACGUAAAUAUUGUCGGGAUUUCGUUUGAAAAGCAGAGAUCCACAAUCGGAAAAUGAACAGCUUGUCCCCUGAAGUGGCACUGAACCGCAUCUCCCCAGAGCUACGCCCCCUGCUGUCCAGUGUGGUACGCAACGGUCGCGUGGGCCUGGACUCCACCAACUGCCUGCGUAUCACUGACCUCAAGUCAGGAUGCACAUCGCUGACCCCGGGCCCUUGCUGUGACCGAUUCAAGCUGCAUAUCCCCUAUGCCGGAGAGACCCUCAAAUGGGACAUCAUCUUCAACGCCAGAGACCCGGAGCUGCCUCCUGAUUUUAUUUUUGGGGAGGAUGUUGAGUUCCUCCCUGAAGCUUCCGAGCUGCCACACCUGGUGAGCUGGGAUGCCAGAGACCCUGAGUGCCUGCUGCUGCUGGUGAAGGAGCUUGUGCAACAGUACCACCAGUACCAGUGCCAGCGGCUGCGUGAGAGUUCACGACUGCUCUUCGAGUACGACAGCCUGCUGGAGGACCCCAGCUAUGGGCGCGGCAUGGAGAUCUAUGCCGGCCGCAAGAACAGCUGGACUGGUGAAUUCUCUGCUCGCUUCCUGCUCAAACUGCCGGUGGACUUUAGCAACAUCCCAGUCUAUCUGCUGAAGGACACAGCCUUGGACCCAGGAGAAGACGUCGCCCUUCUGUCCGUCAGCUUCGAAGACGCUGAAGCCACCCAGGUGUUCCCCAAGCUCUACCUGUCCCCAAGCAUCGAGCAUGCCCUGGGAGGGUCCUCCGCACUACAUAUCCCAGCAUUCCCCAGCGGCGGCUGCCUCAUCGACUAUGUACCACAAGUGUGCCAGCUGCUCACGAGCAAGGUGCAGUAUGUUAUCCAGGGCUACCACAAGAGGAGGGAAUACAUAGCUGCAUUCCUUAGCCACUUUGGCAUGGGCGUCGUAGAGUAUGAUGCUGAGGGCUUCACCAAACUCACGCUCCUGCUGAUGUGGAAGGAGUUCUGCUUCCUGGUGCACGUGGACUUGCCCCUGUACUUCCCAUGUGACCAGCCCACGCUCACCUUCCAGUCGGUGUACCACUUCACCAGCAGCGGACAGCUCUACUCCCAGGUGCAGAAGUCGUACCCCUACAGCCCUCGCUGGGAUGGCAAUGAGAUGGCCAAGAGAGCCAAAGCCUACUUCAAGAGCUUUAUUCCACAGUUCCAGGAGGGCGCCUUUGCCAAUGGGAAGCUGUAGGAUGCAGCAGUCAGUGUGAGCUAGAAUCUGUUUGAUGAACACCGUCCAGACAGUGCGUUAGGGAGAGGCCCUUUCUGCGUGUGUCUGUGUGCAUGUGCAAGUGUCUGUUUAUCACUGAUGGUUAUUGCGACUGUGUUGAGCUCAAGGGUUAUCUUUUGUUUGUCUUCAGCUUUUUUUGUGUAAAUGGUCUCAAGUCGUCCUGCUCAUCGCUAAAAGGCCUGUAUGGUCACGCCACCAUCUCAACCAAGUGAAUCUGUACAAUCCUUCCCAAUAAAAGAGUCUGAUCCUUUGUACCCCAGAGUAUGUCGUGGGGUGGGGCAGGACGGGGUGGUUCCACAGCGGGCCAUGUUUUCAUUGGCUUCACUGGAGGGUUUCGUUGCAACAUUGUCAAACCGUGGCGUGGGGCCCGAAGCUUCCGGAAAACUCCGGCGCUAUGGAAGAACGUGGGACGUGCGCCAUUGGUGCCCUGAGCUAUCUUCACUCACUCUCCCCCUGGAUGCCUCGGGGUUCCUAUGGCUACGGCGCACUCCCAACCAAUCGGAGGACUUUGAGCGCCCGAUGCCAGUCAUCGCUCGGAGAUGCCGCAGUUAGAUUAGGUGUCAUCGCUGAGUCACUGGUCAACACAGUGAAUCCCUGUUGGGUCCCCGUCACAGAUCCAGACGUCUGCGGUGACUUCAGAGGCUGUCCGCCAGGUCUUGCAGUUUCGGGGCGCCUGCCAAACCGGGAGCUUCCCCGUUCUCCUCGUUCACAGCCAAACUCACGCCGCCGCCCCCCACCCACCCACCCGGCUUGCAAGCAAACGACAUUUCGUCUGAGCAAAACAAAGGAACCACGGCCCUCUGCUUUAAAAGCACCUUCAAGUUCCCACCUGCCCGAUCGCCCGGCCUGAGCCGGGGUGGGGGGGUGGGUUUCUCUGCAGUUACUUCAUAAAAUUCGAAUCGGACCGUGUGAAGCCAUUGGGUGUCAGGCUCACCGUUAGAAAAUGAGCUUGUUUGCUUCCCUCCAGAUGUACUUCAAGGUGAAUUAGGAGCAGAGUGCUGCCGUCAGGACAGAACCGGCCUUGCGGGAAGGGGGGGGGCAGGGUACACCCGGGACCUUAGCUACUCCUCCGCACAGCCGGUCCUGUCACAGCGUGAGGGGAACAGUCAGAGUGUCAGAACGUGCUGUGGCGGCUUUGCUGCCGGGAGGAUUAACGCGUUGCCCUGUGGCUUCAUGUGUAGGGAAGCUAUUGUUGUUUACGUCAGGCCUUGAUGGCGUCGCUCUAUUUAUACAUGUGUGUGUGUUUGUAAAUAUAAAUACAGAUACACACCCACAGGUGUGCUCCGAAUGGAGAUUACAGGCGGAUUGCGUGUUCGUCAGUGACAGCGUGUAUGUAGUGCAGAGCGGGGGAGGGAGGGAGAGAGAGAGAGAGAGAGAGAAAGCGCGAGUGUGUGGGGCAGAGGGGGAAAGGGUGCAUGCAUGUGUGUACGCUUGUUUUCGUUAUUAAACAUAAGGGUCAUUGUCAGGGGUCUGUCACAGCCCAAGGGCCUGUCCUCUGCUAUAUUUAUUGUUUGUAAUGCUGGAGCUGUCAUGUUUAAUUGGGAACUAUAGGGCGAAUGUAUUUAGGCCAUUUAAAAGCAUCAAGUCUUUUAAUAAAAUGAUUAAAAGCACGA
Paramormyrops kingsleyae is the source of this 2933-nucleotide messenger RNA. It is a transcript of the gene babam2, whose product is annotated as BRISC and BRCA1 A complex member 2. The record is from RefSeq and is a predicted model, not a curated record. Lineage: Eukaryota; Metazoa; Chordata; Actinopteri; Osteoglossiformes; Mormyridae. Gene Ontology annotation, biological process: double-strand break repair. Gene Ontology annotation, cellular component: BRCA1-A complex; BRISC complex.